UUUUGUAAUAAUAACAAGUGGUAGAAUUUAGAGGCACACUUCCUUUUGAGUUUGCAGCACAAAAGCAAGAUCUCCAAAAAAAAAAUUAAAAAAGGAAGAAUAUGUGCCACGCUGAUAUAUAGCCGAAGCAAUCCACGAAAAUCAAUGGCGGAGGAGAAAAGAGAGGAAGAAGCGCACCCCAACAACGAACCAUCCACCACCAUGGCAUUCUCCGACGAGAUUCCCAAUAACUUCACUUUCCCUUCCCAACCACUCACCAUCUUCGACGCCAUGCCGCCGCCGCCUUUCUCUUCUUCCUGCGACAUCAAGGUCUCGCCCUUCGGCUUCCUCGACCUGCUCGGCGUGCACGACUACCACGCUCCGCUGUUCGAUUGGCCCCCCUCCGCUGCGCCGUCGCGGGCGAGCUCCAACGUGCCGGACUCCUCCGAGGUGCUGAACACUCCCGCGUCGCCCAACUUGUCGUCGAUUUCGUCGUCUUCGAAUGAGGCCACCGCCACCGCCACGACCACCACCAGGGCGGAGCAGAGUGGUAAAGGUGGGUUUGAACACGAGGAAGCCGAGGCAGAGGAGGAAGAAGAAGGUGGUAAUGGAGGCAGAGAGGACCAGGAUCAAGACAAGACUAAGAAACAGUUGAAACCGAAGAAGAAGAACCAAAAGAAGCAAAGAGAACCAAGAUUUGCGUUCAUGACAAAGAGCGAGGUUGAUCACCUAGACGAUGGUUAUAAGUGGCGCAAGUACGGCCAAAAAGCUGUGAAAAACAGCCCUUAUCCCAGGAGCUACUACCGUUGCACCACCACCGGUUGCGGCGUAAAGAAGCGAGUGGAGCGUUCCUCCGACGACCCUUCCAUCGUGGUUACCACUUACGAGGGGCAGCACACGCACCCUUGCCCUGCUUCGUCUCGGGCCAGCUUCGGGUUCGUGAACGAGCCUGGAGGGUUGGGACAUUCCGGCUCCUCACACUUGGUGCUGCCACAUCAACACCAACAGCAACACCUACACCAACCACAAGCUUCGGCUUUGAUAUAUAACUCCAACUCUCCUUUUGUAAACUCCGGCAGUAACUUCAUGAACACGACGUCGUUUGGUGGGUUUGGUCAUCAGGAGCACGCGAACCGUCGAGGAUUCGGGCACGAGGCUUUGUUGAGGGACAAUGGGUUGCUUCAGGACAUUAUUGUGCCAUCGCAGGUGAGGAAGGAGGAGAAUGAUUGAGUUAAAUUAUAGGUUAAUUUUAGUUACGAAUUUUGAUGAUGUUUAUAGUUUUAUUGGGCUGGGGAAAUUGAUAAUACUAGAUAGUCAUUGCUUAUAUGGUCUGUAAUCACCGCACUAUGAUGGUGCUGCCGAGUAUGAGGGAGUUUCUGUGCAGAAACCUACCUCACCUAAACCUUUUAGAGUUUACAUUUUAAAUCACUAUUCUUUGUAACUAGUGAUUUUGUUGGAUGAUGAGACAUUUGAUGUUUGAGACUUUUGUUGUUGAUGUGAUCCAUUAGGGUUAGGGAGAGGUUGAUGAUGAAUGGUUGGAAUUUGGUCCUCUCGUUAAGGAUAUAUGAGAAAAAGGGGUAAGAAGGAAGGUUGAUAAAAACUUUGUAUAUGGUAAGAAGAAAGAGUGUUAUAAUUGGCCCAUCCCAUAACUUAAAAACAAUGGUGUGGAAAAAGUUGUAUGACAUUAUUUUUUGAGCAUAGUACCGUUUAGCUUUUGUGUACUAUGGCUUUUACUAUCAUCAUUCUUCACCCUACAAGCUUACAUAAAAAGAUGGAGCCAUUCAAUGAUGAUGUGUGUUUCCUGGGACGAAAAUAGCUACCGCAUAAAUAAUUUCAUAUUGAUAGCUAAAGAUGGAUAAUGCAAUAUGUUGGUGUCAGUGCCAAAGAUACACAUGAUUCUCAUGCUCUACCACCACUGCCUUCAAUACCUUUCCUUCACUUUAAUUCUCAUAAUAUUACAACCCACUCAAUUUCACCAUUUCCCACCACUCAUAUAUACAAUUUCACUUUUUAUUUUCUAUUUUUUAUAAGCUCUCAUUUUUCUUUUGCUUUUGCUUCAACAGCGAUAUGAAAGAAGCAAACUACUUAGCCUGAUUUGGGUUGACUGGAAUUCUACUCUAUUAGCCUAAAUAUGUUGGACCAACCUAUUCAU
Messenger RNA from Vigna radiata var. radiata (mung bean), 2131 nucleotides. Its product is annotated as probable WRKY transcription factor 48. Gene Ontology annotation, biological process: regulation of DNA-templated transcription. The transcript has 3 exons. Gene Ontology annotation, molecular function: sequence-specific DNA binding; DNA-binding transcription factor activity. NCBI's taxonomy places the organism in Eukaryota, Viridiplantae, Streptophyta, Magnoliopsida, Fabales, Fabaceae. Bases 145 to 1209 code for a protein of 354 amino acids. The record is from RefSeq and is a predicted model, not a curated record.